Messenger RNA from Dioscorea cayenensis subsp. rotundata (Guinea yam), 1425 nucleotides. RefSeq names its product WD repeat-containing protein DWA2. The transcript is spliced from 14 exons. NCBI's taxonomy places the organism in Eukaryota, Viridiplantae, Streptophyta, Magnoliopsida, Dioscoreales, Dioscoreaceae. Gene Ontology annotation, biological process: protein ubiquitination. Gene Ontology annotation, molecular function: protein binding. The record is from RefSeq and is a predicted model, not a curated record. Bases 93 to 1145 code for a protein of 350 amino acids.
GUAAAACGUAAAAAACCAAUUCAAAGAAACAUAGAAAACGGAAACAUUCGAUCUCGCGGGGAAGACGAUCGACGAGGAGGAGCUCGCCGGCGAUGGGAGGAUCCACCGGCAUCGUCUACGGAGGCCUCAAGUACCAGGCGAGAUGCAUCGCUGAUGUGAGCGCCGACCCCGAUAACACGAGCUUCCUCGCCGGAACCCUUAGCCUGCGUGAGGAAAACGAGGUGCAUCUUAUCCGGAUGUCGACGUCGGGGACGGAGCUUGUUUGCGAGGGUUUGUUCUACCAUCCGAGUGAGAUCUGGGAUCUCAAGUCAUGCCCAUUUGAUCCAAGGAUCUUCUCCACUGUCUUCUCUUCUGGUGAAACCCAUGGAGCAUCUCUUUGGGAGAUUCCAGAGCUUUGUGGCCAGUCGAAUGCCCCACAAUUAAAAGAACUUGUUUCUCUCAAGGAACAUUCUUUCAAGAUCAAAUGUGUUGUUUGGUGGCCUACAGGAAAGCAUGAUAAAUUGGUCAGCAUUGAUGAUGGAAAUCUUUUCCUAUGGAGUAUAGAUUCUUCAAAUAAAACAGCCAAGGUAAUAUCACAAGAAUCUGUUGGCAUGCUUCAUAGCUUAUCUGGUGGAGUGUGGGACCCUCAUGAUCGUAAUGCUAUUGCAGCAAUGAGUGACUCAUCACUUCAAUUUUGGGACCUUCGUACUAUGAAGAAGGCUAGCUCAAUUGAACAUAUUCAUGUACGAGAUGCAGAUUAUAACCCCAAGAAGCAGUUCAUGAUUGUGACUGCAGAGGAUGGUUCUGGAAUACGUUUAUGGGAUCUUAGAAUGCCCAAGUUUCCUCUAACAGAGUUUCCAGGGCAUGCGCAUUGGACGUGGGCUGUUCGUUACAAUCCACAAUAUGAUGAACUAAUUUUGAGUGCUGGAACAGAUUCAGCUGUUAACUUAUGGUCUGCUUCUUCUGCUGGUGAUGAUAUGUCUUCUGAAAGCCCAAUAGAAUCUCCUACUCGGAAGAUUGAUCCACUGCUCAACUCCUACAAGGACUACGAAGACAGUGUUUAUGGUCUUGCAUGGAGCUCAAGGGAACCAUCUGUGUUUGCUUCAUUGUCAUAUGACGGGAGGGUGGUUGCAGAAUCUGUGAAACCAUACCUUCCAAGAAACUGAGAAUGUUCCCAUUCUUUUCAAUGCAAUGGUGAGGCUUGAUGUGCUCUUGGAUAUCUUUUCUUCCUUGAUUCCGGAGUGCUGUCAGCCGGCAUGAGGCGACGGUCCUGUAAACCAAAGAGUAAAAGGUGGUGGUGUUUUCAUUUUGAGAUGAUGCAUUAUGUAACAGAAUCAAUAGAAAUUUGUGAUUGUUUUUCUACACUAGAACAGAAUGUUAGUACCUUUUUUUGGUCUUACUGGUUAUGUAACAUGCUCCAUUGUUUCCAUAAAUUCCUUUCCUUUU